Molecule: messenger RNA, 1028 nt
Organism: Parathielavia appendiculata
Lineage: Eukaryota; Fungi; Ascomycota; Sordariomycetes; Sordariales; Chaetomiaceae
Exons: 3
Coding region: 29-904 (291 amino acids)
Source: RefSeq, a predicted model, not a curated record
AUCUGUGACACUUCACUCCAUGUUCGCGAUGUACAGGGCAUUUUGUGCAAGUUUGUUUGCUGCCCAGUGCCUCUACUUCGCCGCGCUUGUCCAAGCACACGUCUUCCUAACUUAUCCGGGUUGGAGGGGCAACAACCUGGGACACAAUGACGACUCUCCGUUUGGAAUGCAAUGGAUGUACCCAUGCGGUGGCCUGCCGGUCACCACCAACCGCACGUACUGGCCUAUCGACGGCGGCGCGGUGGGAAUGCAGCCGGGCUGGUUCACAGGACACAAAACGGCGUUGAUGUACAUCAAUAUCGGGUUGGGCGAGUCACCCGACAACUACUCGUGGCCGAUUACCAAAUUCCAUCUGCAAGGCCCUACCGACGCGCCGUAUCCAGACACAGUCUGUCUGCCCAAGCUCUGGCUGCCCGAAGAUGUGAGGAGCCGGAUCAAGAGCGGAGAUCUCGCGACGAUCCAGGUGGUCCAGGCCGCGAAGCAUGGCGCCGGGCUGUUUACGUGCGCCGACAUCAUCUUUACCGACAAUGAUAGCAAGGUGCCGGCCUUGGACGAGUCAAACUGCUCCAAUUCGACCGGUGUUCGCAUCUCGGACGUGGCGAUACUCGGCGCAGGGGAGCUGCCCACUGCCUGCGCAAGCCUCGGCCUGGCUGCCACGACAGCAGUGGCAGGCACGGAAGCAACAGGCUCGGGAGGGAUGUGGGCAUGGUCCUGUGAGGAAAACGGGCGGUCACAACUGUUCAACGUGUCGGGCGGCAAUACGACGCGCUGCCCGUCCUCAAGCCCUUCCCCAAGUCAAAGUGCAGGACAACAGAAUGGCGUGCAGGGCGUCGGGGCGAGGAAUGGCCUCAUGGUAGCGGUGCCCGUGGCAGCCACCCUUAUGGUACUGCUCGGCGCAUUGUAGCCAGCUAGAAAAUAACGAUACGGAAUAUCAGAGGCUGCUGCGUGCAUACUAAUGAUAGGGUGGUAGAAGCAUCUCGUUUUGUUUCUUUUUUUUUUAAAAAAAAAAGUUAACGUUAUCAAAAAAA